Messenger RNA from Tympanuchus pallidicinctus (lesser prairie-chicken), 5202 nucleotides. It is a transcript of the gene TRDN, whose product is annotated as triadin. Lineage: Eukaryota; Metazoa; Chordata; Aves; Galliformes; Phasianidae. Gene Ontology annotation, molecular function: signaling receptor binding. The transcript is spliced from 39 exons. Bases 519 to 2732 code for a protein of 737 amino acids. Gene Ontology annotation, cellular component: membrane; sarcoplasmic reticulum. The record is from RefSeq and is a predicted model, not a curated record.
GCUGGGGUGGAUAAGGUUACUUUGAACUCCAUAUUUCAUGUUUCCUGACAUACCCCCCCAAAGAACAGCAAUUAUGUUAGUGAGGCUGCAGUAGCGUUAAACAGCUCUUUCCCAGAUCUUUUGUUUUGUUGGGGUUUUUUUUUGCUGCUUCUCCAUGCUUUCCUUCCCUGUUUAGAGAUGAGCCUUUCUGCUGUUUGUUUGCCAUGCGCAUGGUUCUUAGGAUAUUAGAGAAAACUCACUGGAAGGCAUGGCUAUUUUUGUUAGAGGCUGAUACUUAAGACUGAGCUUGAAGUAUUGCUGCUGGAAGGCCUGAGGUUGCUCGGUGAGGGCAGGAGUCUGCAGAGGAAAGAGAAAGUUCAGAGGGGCACAAAAGAAGAACGAACAGAAUUAGAAAAAGUGGAGUACCUCCCUCCUGCUUGUUCUGCAGCUCCUGCAAGAGUGAGCAACCCAGAGGUAUUAUCUAAGCUGCCACUGUAGAUCUUGACCUUUUUAACAGAGUAUCUCUUACCAUCAUCAUCAUGGCCGAGGUUACAGCAGAAGGACGUAUGUCUACGACCACUACAGUAACAGAUGGUAAGAAUGGAUCUGUUCCAUCAUCCAUGAGAAUGGCCAAGAAAUCAGUUACAGAAGACCUUGUGACAACAUUCAGCUCCCCAGCAGCAUGGCUUCUUGUUGUGGCUCUGAUUGUUACCUGGUCAGCAGUAGCUAUUGUAAUGUUUGACCUGGUGGAUUACAAAGGCUUUGCAGCCAGCUAUUCACAGCGUUGCGAUGAUCCCUGUUUACCACCUGGAAGAUCUGUUAACAAGCUCAGCACAGAACCACUGAGAAUCAUUCAUGAGACACUGGAAGAAUCCACUGACUGGCUUUAUGGCUUUAUUUCUUUACUGUCUGACAUCAUAUGGAGUGACGAUGAUGACAAUGAUGAAGGUGAAGUGGAAUCUUCUGUGACAAAAGAAAUUCAUAUAGAGAAAACAGAGAGAUAUGAAAAACGAACAACACCGAAAGUAAUUCACAGAGAAAAGCCUCAAAAACAAGAAAGAAAUGAAAGGAAGGAACAUCUGAAAGUGACACACAAAGACAGAUCAGAAAAACCUGAAAAAAGGGAGAGGCAUACAGUGAUCCACAGAGAGAAAUCUGAAAAGCCAGAAAAGCAUGAAAAAAAAGCACCUUCUAAAGUAGUUCAGAAACACAAACUUGAAAGACAUGAAAGAACUGAAAAGAAGCCUCCUCCCAAAGAGGAGAAGAAAGUAAAGCACACCAAAGUGGAAACAAAAGUUAAAAAGGAAGUGAAGGAUGGAAAAGGAGAAGCAAAGACGACCGAGAAGAUCAAGCAGACAGAGACUAAAACAACAGAAGUUGGGUUAAUAAAGGCCAAACCGAAAUUCAAGGAGGAGAAAGCUCUUCAGCCUCUUACUAAAUCGGAAAAGAAAGAUCAAUAUGCGUUCUGUCGCUAUGUGAUUGACAUGUUUGCGCACAGGGAUUUUUAUCCAGGACACAAGGAAAUGGUAUCACCUCAUCUUCUUCUAGAGCAUAGUCCAAGAAAGAAACCAGCAGCUAUUGAAGAGAGAAAGGAGGAAAAGAAAGUGAUGGAUGUAAGGAGGACUACCUCUGAAACUAAGAAGAAAGAAAAAGAAGGGAAAAAAGAGAAAGCACAAGAGAAAACAGCCACCCCUGAAAUUAAAAAAGCAGAUAAAAAAGAAGCUGCUGUGACCAAAGAACUCAGAAAGCCAACAAAAGCCCCUGCAGCUUCUCCAGCUACUAAAAAAGCAGCAGCACCAGAUCACAAGAAAGAAAAAUCUGUGGAAACUGCCAGAACAGCGAAGAAAGACCUAAAAGCACAUGCGUCUGUAGAAACUAUGAAGUCAAAAACAGUACAUGAAAAGAAGGAAGUAAAAGCAACAAAGGCAGCAGAGAAAGAUAAACCAAAGAUGAAACAUGCAAAUCCUGGAAAAGAGAAAGAAUUGAAAUAUUCAGCUGCUAUCAAGGAUAAAGAACAUGGCAAAGAAAAGGAAGGAAAGAAUUCUACAGCUCUAAAAGAUAAAGAAUCACUGAAAGGAAAAAAUCCCAAGAAUCCAGAAGGGUCAAAGGAAAAAGAGACUGGUAAAAGAAAAGAUGUGAUGGCUCCAACAGUCUUAAAGGAAAAGGAUUCUUCAAAAGGAAAGGAAAUUAAAGUCCCAGCUAUGACAAAGGAUAAAGCUGCGGUGAAGAAGCAAGAGGAGAAGAAAGGCACUUCAGAGAAACCUCACGAACACAAGCAUGAACAUAUUAAACAUAAAAAAUCAAUCUCUCACACUAAGCCAGAGGAGAAAAUUAAACAACAAAAGACAGCUCCCACUGAGAAAUCAGUCCAGGCAAAGCCAGCAAAGCAUGAAGCAGUCAGGCAUGAAAAAGAUGUUCCACAUACAAAGCCAGUCAAACUGAAAACAACUGCAAAGUCAACAAGUGAAAUCCAAAUAACAGCCCCGAAAAAAAGAAAGACGUCUAAGCAAAAAGAAGAAAAAGCAACUGAGAAGAAACAUCUGAAAGAUGAAAAACACAAAGGAGCUCCACCAGCAAAAGAAGCUCCAAAACACCACAACCUGACAUCAGCUCCUGUCCGCUACUUUCAAUGUGUUUUCAUAAAUGGACCUAACGGAUUUGGACUGCAGUUUCCUACCAAUCCUUCUUCAGACAAGGAAGAAAAGAGUCACUCAAAGACUUCCAAGAGAAAGACAAGGAAGCCAGGACAGUAGAGAGACUGAGUCCUGUGAUUGCUCGCAUUUUGCACAUUAUCUUUUCUGCUGAGGUCCACAGUAGUCACAGUGGUACUUGUCAUUGCAAGAAUGUGAUCCAUUUGUCACAUGUACCUGGAAAAGUUUCCAUGAGACACGGGCAAAACAAAGAGUAAUAAGCUGUGUUUGACAAAGGCAGAGAAGUAAAAGCACCCCAUUUCUCGUGGAAAGGCUGCUAACAAAGCAUUGGCCUGAUUGUGUGUGUGAGCGUGUGUGUGAUUUCCUGCCUCUUUAGCUCCGUUUUUCUUAACCUGCUCAGCAUUAAAGUCAGUCUGUUUUCCAUUUAUUCUUAACUAGGGAGUGUGAGGCUGAACAUAGCUUUUAUAUCAGCAAGAUUGCAAGACUGCCGGCAAUCCUGAAUCACUUCUUAAAGUUCAAUCAAAUUGCUGACAGGAGAAAGUCUCAAUAAAUCAUGAAAAUGUGCCCUGCAACUGGUGCUAUUUUUAUUUCUCAUUGACUAUUGUGGCUUGAAGUUCACAAUUGCUAUCAGCAGCUCAGCAUACUACCAGUAAGUUGAUUCUUCAAGUCAUGCUAAUGAUGGAUAUUUCUGUUUAACUUGAAGCAGUUAAAGGCACUAUGUUUGCCCUGCCUGCUGGCAAAAUACAAGUAGUUCACAUUAUAAAGCCCAAAGUGAGAAGAGAAAGUAAAACAACAUGGCAAAGGUGAGAAAAAUCGAUGUUUUAUCAACAUGCCGAUCCCAAGAAACAAGCAAAACAAAACAAAACAAAAUCAGAUCUAUUUGCAGCAAAAACCAUGAAAAUUGAGGAUACACCAGCCAACCAUUUUCUAUGAGCAUAAGAUGAAAAGCUGUGAUAUAUGAUGCUGGUCAAAACAUGAAACCAAUCCAAAUACCCAGGGUGCAUGCAUGCCAAUUUGUUACAAUCUCAGAUCAGUGAGAGAAAAAAUAAAAAUAAAAUCAGAAGCAUAUGCAAUAAUCUGGGUAGUUGAUUUUACUAGAAGUAACUCCUCCCCAUAGACAGAGUUUCUGAGCUAUUAGAAGGAUUUUUUCAGAAUACAUCCCUGUUGAUAAAUUAUAGAUGAGAACUGAAAGUAAGUAAGCCUAUCUUCAACUUUCUUUUGUUUGUUUCUAUAGAAAUAAUUGAUUGGUUACCUUAGGAAAACGAUGGGAAGACAUUAAAUCCCUGAAAACCCUUAACUGAAAAUCAGUACCUUGCUUGUUUAUACAUCUGACAAUGUAAAAUGCUACGCAUUUUCUCAAGCUGCUGUAUGCUUGCAUUUAAUCUAUAAAAGGUACAGCAGUGAUCUUAGAGACACAACUACCAGCUGAAGGAGCACUACAUUCAUUGUACAACUGGAUACUUGUAGCAUCUGACUGCACCUGUAACAAUCCAUUGCUCUAUUUUCUGCAUAAUUCCAGGCAAUAUCACUGCUUUUCCCCAUUCUCUCUGCCUGCCAACCUGCUCAUAUCUCAAUUAAAUAACUGACUCACAUGUGUUUCGGACAACUGAAUCUCUGACAAACUAAUGCAAUUCAGAUUGCUUUGCUGUUGCACUGUUGAGUCAAGCUGAUACUCUGAUUAUUGAUCACGGCCUCAUAUAGACUAGAUCCAGUCUCAUAUUUUGUCCUUUGCUGUAAAAUCUGUGAUUGCAACAAGCAACUUAGAUAAUGGUUUCUGAAAAGAGGUAGGAUCAUUCUCUAGGAGUAGCUCUUUCCAUACUGGAGUGCAUGGCAGAUAAAAAAAAGUUCAGGCCUCCGCUGUUACCUGUGAAAUCAUUUUCGCAGAUUUACAGUGAUAUAAAGCUGCUGGCAGAGAAUAUUUCAUGAUAAAAUGUCACUUGUUACUUUUGUUUCAGUAGGCCUUUUUAUAUUUCCAGUGUUGGGUUCUUUUGUUUUGGUUUUGUUUUUUUUCCCCAAUUUAUGAUUAUGUGUAUAUUAUUAUGGAUGUUAUUGCCUUAGGCUUGUAUUGUGAAUCUUAAAAUAAGACUAUAACUUUCCAAAAAUCCUUUAAUUUCAUUCAGGACUUUAUCCAAUUUCAAUAAUCAAAGCAAGAUUGCACUAUAAGCCUUCAUUUUUUUCAACAAUUUUUACCACUGUCAAUUCCAUACACUAUGAUUAGCCAUAACUUUUCUUUCUCAUUUGAGUUGAGAGGUGGUGAGGAUAUGUUUCAUGUAUCAUUCCCAUAAUGUCUCAGUUAUGCCUCUGAGCGCUCUGUAAACAUAAAUAUUGAUUAUCACUGAAAAAGUAAUAUGAAAUGAGCUAUUUAUUUUUCUUCUCUAAUAUCAAUCUGAUAUCCUCUAAGUACAAAGGAAACAGUUGUGCUCUCAAAAUGGCAAGCAUUUUUCUCUUUAAAUUCAACUGGAACCUUAAAAAGUAUUAUUUGAAUUGCAUGGCUUUACUCAAAUUAGCCUGAAAUAUUUCAAAAUCAUACGCUGAUUGUUAUCUGUUUUGAAAAAUAAAGGUUAUAUACUGU